UUCUUAUGCGAAAACAAAUAUUAGGUCAACCAACACCUCGACAAACACAAGUGGCACUGAGUGCAGCAUUGGCUGACAUUGAUAACGAUCCACCAGAUGAUGAUGAGAGACAACAACCAAGCCCAGGCCAAAAAAAUCUGAAGAAAAAAAUUCAAACAUCAACGAAAAAUUCUUCACUCAUUAUACAUACGAAAAACGUUUCAAAACAUGCAAACGAGAUAUGCAUCAAGUAUACCACGAUACAUUUAAAGAUACACCAGCAAUGUACACAAAAUUAA
Messenger RNA from Rotaria socialis, 278 nucleotides. NCBI's taxonomy places the organism in Eukaryota, Metazoa, Rotifera, Eurotatoria, Philodinida, Philodinidae. The record is from the annotation of a GenBank genome assembly.